Molecule: messenger RNA, 663 nt
Organism: Penicillium pulvis
Lineage: Eukaryota; Fungi; Ascomycota; Eurotiomycetes; Eurotiales; Aspergillaceae
Exons: 4
Coding region: 1-663 (220 amino acids)
Biological process (GO): glutathione metabolic process
Cellular component (GO): peroxisome; mitochondrion
Molecular function (GO): glutathione peroxidase activity; glutathione transferase activity
Source: RefSeq, a predicted model, not a curated record
AUGGCUUCUCCUCGCAUUACCCUUUACUUUGACAUUGGAAGCCCAUUCAGCCAGAUCGCUUUCCAUAUCCUCAGGAACUCCCCCGUCUUCUCGAAAUGCCAGAUCGACUACGUGCCGGUUCUACUUCGUGACUUGUUCCAGAAAUGCAAUAAUACUCCUCCAAUUGCAGUGAAGAACAAGCUCCAAUGGAUCCAACGUGAGCGACUGUACUGGGGUCAUCGAUUUGGAGUUCCAAUAACGGAUGCCGUGCCCGAGGGAUUUCCCGCCUCGACGAUCGAUAUCCAGACCGCACUGUGUCUCAUUGCCAAAGAGUUGCCCGAGGAACUUGUGUCUAUUGUCGAAAAAUUCUACCAUAUUUUCUGGGCUGAGGCGGACACGAAAAUAGCUACACCUGAACGAUUCUUAGCUGUUCUUGUGAAUGAGUUAGGCGAGGAGGCCACGGAGAAGAUCCAGAAUACUUUGGCAACGUCGGAUGUGAAAGCCAUCUUGCUCGAAAACACACAGCGAGCCUUUGAUUCCGGAGCCUUUGGAUUGCCGUGGUUUGAAUGUGUCAACACGGAUGGAGACCAAGAAGGAUUUUGGGGGAUUGACCAUCUGGGUCGCUUGGCCGACUUCUUACAGCUGGAUACCAGCCUUGACCUGUCUUUUCGUGUUUUGCUGUAA